Molecule: messenger RNA, 546 nt
Organism: Eutrema salsugineum
Lineage: Eukaryota; Viridiplantae; Streptophyta; Magnoliopsida; Brassicales; Brassicaceae
Product: zinc finger MYM-type protein 5-like
Exons: 1
Coding region: 1-546 (181 amino acids)
Source: RefSeq, a predicted model, not a curated record
AUGCCUCCAAGAACGUAUCCAAGUGGAGCAAAAAAGAGGCAAAAAAAACAGAAAGACGAAGCAUAUUUGAGAUCAGUGCAAGGUUCCAUUCACAAGUUUCUUAUCAAACCUUCAACUGGAAACCCUACUGAAUCUGUGAGAAUUGAUGAUGAGUUUGAUGAUCUAAUGGGAGAUGAGAAUAAACAAGAUGCUGAGAAUGUUAAUAGAGAAGAUGAGAAUAUUGACAUAGAAGAGGAUGAAGAUCCCGGUGAAGAAGAGAAUGAAGAUGUGAAUGAUCACGAGAAUAUGAAUUUAGAUUCAGAGAAUGCUGAAUUUGCAGAGAAUCAAAGGAUUUUAGAUAUUUAUGAUCCUGGAAACUGGGGAAAAAUUGAGUCUGGAUUCAGAAUUGUCAUGGUUGAAAAAAAUCCUGCUGCAAGACAACCAAUUGAUUUUAUUUUUCCAAAGCAGAAGGCUAGUGGUCGACAUUUCUCUCAUUCGUACUAUAUAAAAACUUUGAAUAAUGGGAAAAAGCAGGACAGGCGUUGGCUCGUUUAUCAAAAACCUUAG